This is a messenger RNA of Ornithodoros turicata, 1063 nucleotides long. RefSeq lists its product as uncharacterized. Gene Ontology annotation, biological process: neuron apoptotic process; intrinsic apoptotic signaling pathway in response to oxidative stress. NCBI's taxonomy places the organism in Eukaryota, Metazoa, Arthropoda, Arachnida, Ixodida, Argasidae. Gene Ontology annotation, cellular component: mitochondrion. Bases 187 to 879 code for a protein of 230 amino acids. The transcript has 5 exons. The record is from RefSeq and is a predicted model, not a curated record.
GGUCGUGCUUGCUGCCCAUGUGCGCAAACCUCUUCAGUUCUGUUCGAAUGUUUGUUUGGGCCUUCUUUUUGGGACCUUUCAUACAAACAUGAGGCUCACAGAAAAAAAUUACGUCGCGUCAAUUGAGUAAUUAAUAUAACUACCGAUUACAACUCGCGCUUUACUGCACAAGUCUUUCAGUCGUUUAUGCUAGUUACAAGCACUAUGAUAGCUACAUUUUCAAGAAUGUCCGUACUGCGAAGAUGCAUGACCGGUUUACGGUGCGUUUGCAAACGUCCCAAGUUGUCACGUAUAGCUAAACCACUGGGGACAGUGUGUCUUGCAGGCACUGUUGCCGGUAUGGCCGCCAGCGACACAUCGGAAAAGGUCGAAGAUCCAGAUUCAAAGGCACUAACACACCGCUUCUUGUUGAAGCAAGCGAGCGCCCUGGCUAUUGAUGCCAUUGCAAGGAUACUGACGGAACUUACUACGGCCAUUACUGACGUGCACGAUGAAUACAUUGAGAGCAUGACACAGCUGCUUGUGCUGAUGAACAACUACUCUGAGUAUCUCUCCAACUGCUCGGGGGAGGAUGAACUCUGGUUGGAGGUCAUAGCGGUCCGGUCCAGAGUUGCGGAGCUUAAAGCAAAGAGCAUAGCGCUGCAGUCCCGCCUGCGAAGCAUGUCGGACCUGGUCGAAGCGGCAGCGCAGGUAGCCUUCGUCAACGGUGCGGAUUACGCCGGCAUAAGCGCCAACGAAAGACUCAUGUCUGCGGAGCAGCACAUCAGGGCAUCUGCACGGCGUGUUGCAGCUCUCGAAAAAGAACUCCUGGAGGCUGAGAAAAAUAUAAUCCUGUCCAGUGAUGCCAAGGAAGCACAAGAAGGUGGUGUUCCGUCGUAGUGCCGUCGUUACGUGGAAGUGAAUUUCAACGAUGGAAUAUAUGCGCUGCUAAGAAGUGGACGUUUAUUAUUAUGUGAGAAUGAUACGUUAAGAGUACCCUAUGAUUAAAAAAAUUGUAUAAAAAAAUUUAAUUUCUAGUUCAGCUUCUGUGCAUUACAAAAUAAACGCAGAAUAUGUUUGCCUA